Centropristis striata (black sea bass) is the source of this 1884-nucleotide messenger RNA. RefSeq names its product pejvakin (gene pjvk). Bases 672 to 1784 code for a protein of 370 amino acids. Gene Ontology annotation, biological process: programmed cell death. NCBI's taxonomy places the organism in Eukaryota, Metazoa, Chordata, Actinopteri, Perciformes, Serranidae. The transcript has 10 exons. The record is from RefSeq and is a predicted model, not a curated record. Gene Ontology annotation, cellular component: cytoplasm.
ACAACUGAAUUAAUAUGAAAAACUUGCUAAAAGUGUGUCUGCACUCUUUAAAUGUUGGCUAAAAGAGGGGACACCGCUGUAGGCUAGCCUAAAUCUUAUAUCACUGUGGACAAAGCUAGCAGGGCACAGCUCUGCCAAGUUGGUGCGUCAAGCAGACGGUGGGUCCCCGAGGUGAUGUCUCAGAGCAACAGCUUCUGGUCAGGAAGUGUUUGAGUUGCUUUGAGAACAGACUGAUUUCACAUUAAACAGUCACAGAGUCAUCAGGGACACAGACUAGAGCAGAUGGGAAGUGGAUGGAUAGUUUCUCCAUCAGAGCUCCACUUCCGUACAGUUUUUUUAUGCAGUGUGAUGAAGAGCAGGACACAAUAUGACAUAUCAAAUUAAUCAAUCCGCAAGCUGUGGUGGUCGACGAAUGCAGCAUCUCAAUGGCAGAUCAAAGUCUGGAUGCUUAUGAUAAUAUGGAAGCUGCAGGCCUACAGUGACCUAUCAGGUUAACAUGCAUCUCGUCACAUAUUCCCUUACACACCACCUGCAUUAUUUAACACUUCACGAGACUGAAAGAACACCCCAAAUCAGCUUCCCAUUGAGAAGAGCAGCUGUGGACCCUGCAGAGCGUGCACCACUGUAGAUUAUUGUUUCAUAACUGGUUUGAUACUCGUGCAUCACUCGACAUGUUCGCUGCAGCCACCAAGAACUUUGUGAAGCAGGUUGGAGACACGGGGAGGCUGAUCCCCGUCCCCAGCCUGAGCGAGGCCGACCGCUACCAGCCCCUCAGCCUGGUCACCAGGAAGAGAAAGAGACAUUUCUGGAAGAAGAACAAGUACGCCUCGACCCCCUUCUCACUCAAAGACAUCUUGGUUGGAGAGAAGGAGAUCACAGCAGGAGUGUCUUCCUAUCAGCUCCUAAACUACGAGGACAAAUCUGAUGUCGCCCUCAACGGGCGGUUAGGAAACCACCUCAUCAACGACGUGGGCUUCAACAUCGCCGGCUCCGACUCCGUAGCCGUCAAAGCCUCGUUCGGCAUCGUGACCAAACACGAGCUGGAGGUGCCCACGUUACUGCGGGAGCUCAACUCCAGGAAAGUGGACCUGGAUCACUGCCUGGUUCGUCAGUCCAAGGAGAGCGGUCGGACGGUUCUCUGUGUGGUUGUAGAGAGCAUCCGCACCACACGGCAGUGCUCUCUGACCGUCCACGCCGGGAUGAGAGGAACCACCAUGAGGUUUCAGAUCGAUGACGGCAGGAAUCCCAAAGGUCGAGACAAGGCCAUCGUCAUCCCAGCUCACACCACCAUCGCCUUCAGCACCUGCGAGCUAUAUUUCCGAUUGGACGGACGACUUGAUAUUUGUGUAGCGCCGGAGUCUCAAGGUGGAUUUGAGCGGGAGCAGAUCAGAGAGCAGCUGGGUGGUUUCAUCGGUCACUUCUCUAUGGGUCGACUGCGCCGCUUCCUGUCUGGGAUCAUCUAUGGAAGCCCCUUCAGAGCAGAUAACCAAACAUUCGAGGAGCUCACACACUCCGACACCUACAUGGACGACAUGGUGACGGACUACUAUGAGAAGGCUGCCAGCAUGACGGACGUGUCCACUGCCUACCUGAGGGAAAGCUCCCACACACGGGUCAACCUCCUCAAACACAACAUCCCCAAGGGGCCCUGCUCGCUCUGCGGCAUGGGCAACCAGCGGCGGGAAACCGUCUACGGCUGUCUGGAGUGCACCACCGGGGGCCAGAAAUACGUGCGGCUGCACGUGGUGCCCUGUUUCGACCUCUGGCACAAAACGCUGAGGUGAAAAAAAGUCACCUCCUGGUGGUGCAACUGUUUACAAAGCAUUUUUUGAGAUGUUUGUCCUGUAAAAUUUCAAUAAAAGUCAUGAAAACGGAACUUUUCAC